AUGCCGGUUACUUUCGGCGCCGUUGGCGACAUAAUUUCGGUUUGUCACCUGGUGAAAGGUCUGGUUGAUGCACUUGACAAGGCUCGUGGCUCCAAGGCGGAGUACCUCUCCGCGGUUCAGGAACUAUCGAUACUGGAAAAAGUUCUGUUUGAGAUCGCUUGCAUUAUAGAAGAGCAUGGCGAUGGGGCGACACCCGAGCUGCAAAGCCUUUGCGAAACAGCAAAACAGGCAUUCACGAGAUGCGAAGCCUUGGUUGACGCCUUCCUACAGCGGACACGUCGCUACCAGGGCACUCUGACAGAGACAGCAAAACCGGAAGUGUUACAUGAAGCUACCAUGAAAUUACGAUGGCGAUUGGCCGAAAAAGAGGCGCUUAAAAAAUUCCGUGUCGAGGUUGCUGGAAUUAGCGAAAGUCUCCAAAUGCUUUUGGGUGCUGCAAACAUAACGGAGACCAAAGUAAAAUUGGAGGAGGCGGACCAGCGCUAUCAAGCAGCGAAUUCAAUUCAGCGCGCGCAAUUGAAGGACGUUUUGGACCGCAUCGAGAACGUCAAUGAAAGCAUCAAAACUGGCAAUGUCAUGCUUUAUAAGAUAGCGGACGCACUUAAAAUGGACUGGCUCCGACAGCUUGGAUCCGAGUUGAAAUUGCUAUUAUACAGGUCCGUCGCUGUCAAUUUUGCUACAUAUCAAGCCGUCAGGCGCCAACAGACCCCUCUGCCAAGUCACGUCGAACACGGGCUCAUCGAUGAACCCUUCAUUCUCGAAGAUGCUAUAGGACGCAAAGCACCUGUUCAUCUGCAAUUCAUAACGUCCUGGGAAGCUUUCGACUCCAUCCUUGAAAUUCGGUUCUGUGGUAGACAGGGUCACCAAAAGGUCAUCCACAAACAGUACGAGCUACAAGAUGGAAGAACUGCCGGAUCGCUGUCGUGGAAUACGCAGAUCAUUGGGAACAUGCCAUACUAG
Parastagonospora nodorum SN15 is the source of this 960-nucleotide messenger RNA. RefSeq lists its product as hypothetical. Bases 1 to 960 code for a protein of 319 amino acids. The record is from RefSeq and is a predicted model, not a curated record. The transcript has 3 exons. Lineage: Eukaryota; Fungi; Ascomycota; Dothideomycetes; Pleosporales; Phaeosphaeriaceae.